CACAGUCUGCACUUCAUACACGGAAAUAAAUGAUAUUUAGCUGAACAAAGUGAACUGAAGUGUUUAUGGCGCCAGAAGAAGACGUGGAGUUUCCUGUGUCUUUACUGCCUCCAGAUAAACACAUAGGAAAUGAUGGGCUCAAAUUCAUCCAGAAGAAGAGGACAUUGGGCAUGUCUGUGUGCAGUAAGCUGUGCUUUGCGAUUGGUGGAGCUCCGUAUCAGAUCACUGGAAGUUCUCUGGGCUUCUUCCUGCAGAUCUACCUGUUGGAUGUGGCACAGUUAGAGCCAUUCUAUGCAUCCAUCAUCCUCUUUGCAGGACGAGUGUGGGAUGCUGUUACAGACCCCACUGUGGGGUUCCUUGUUAGUCGGAGUCAGUGGACGCGACAUGGCCGGAUGAUGCCUUGGAUUGUGAUGUCCACUCCGUUUGCAGUUUUGAGUUAUUUCCUUAUCUGGGUGGUUCCUCCAGUGGAGAAGGGCAAAGUGUUGUGGUAUUUAUUCUUCUACUGUAUGUUCCAGUCUCUACAGACGUGUUUUCAUGUGCCUUACUCAGCUCUAACGAUGUUCAUCAGCUCCGAGCAGAAAGAGAGAGAUUCAGCCACAGCGUAUCGUAUGACUGUAGAGGUUUUUGGUACGGUUCUCGGAACAGCUAUUCAGGGUCAGAUUGUGGGCGGAGCCACUGCACCCUGUUUAAAUGACACCUCCUUUUUGAAUGACAGCUAUAAUGUUAUGCAGCUAAACUUCGAGGUCAACGUGUCGCACGUCACAUUGGAGGAUACGAAACAAGCAUACAUGCUAGCAUCUGGUGUGAUCAGUGUGAUCUACAUCAUCUGUGCUGCUGUUCUGUUUCUCGGUGUGCGAGAACAACAAGAUGUGAGUAUUGUAAAAGCAGAGUGUUUGUCGUUUGUGGAGAGUCUGAAGCUGCUGCAGAAACACGGGCCAUAUGUUAAACUGGUUACAGGUUUCCUCUUCACAUCGCUGGCCUUCAUGCUGAUGGAGGGAAACUUCGCUCUGUUCCUCACAUACACACUCGGACUACGUGGGGACUUCCAGAACAUUCUACUCGUCAUCAUGCUCUCUGGAACCCUCAGCAUUCCUCUUUGGCAGCUCUUCCUCACACGCUUUGGCAAAAAGUCUGCAGUCUACGUCGGCAUCACAUGGGCAAUUCCCUUCAUGAUCCUGGUGGUGUGUAUAGAGAGCACUCUUAUCAUAACAUACAUUGUUGCUGUAGCUGCCGGUGCCUCUGUGGCUGCAGCUUUCCUCCUGCCAUGGUCGAUGUUACCUGAUGCAGUGGAUGAUUAUAAAGUACAGAAUCCCAGCUCUCAGGGUCAUGAAGCCAUCUUCUACUCCUUCUACGUCUUCUUCACUAAGUUUGCCUCUGGAGUCUCACUGGGCAUCUCCACACUCAGCUUAUAUUUUGCGGGUUAUAUGUCGAGGGUGUGUGUUCAGCCCGACUCGGUGAAAUUAACAUUGAAGCUGUUGGUGUCUGCUGUGCCCGUGUCCUUCAUCAUCCUCGGCCUGCUCAUCUUCAGAUCCUACCCCAUCACUGAGGAGAGAAGGAGACACAACCGUCAGCGUUUACACGCCCUGCUGCAUGACAGCAGUGAAGAUUCUGAAAACUCUAGAUUACCGGGAUCUUCUAUCUGAAUCUCUGCAGUGUGUGAGUGCGCGUGUGAGUGCGCGUGUGGGUGCGCGUGUGAGUGCGCGUGUGAGUGCGCGUGUGGGUGCGCGUGUGAGUGCGCGUGUGAGUGCGCGUGUGAGUGCGCGUGUGAGUGCGCGUGUGAGUGCGCGUGUGGGUGCGCGUGUAUCUUAAGUGCCUUACUGAGACUUUUUCACAUUUUUUUUCCUGUCAUGUUGUAUAAUAAUAAUUACUACUGGAGGACUGGAACAGUUGCACCCAACACCUGCCUGGGUGUCUUCCAGUCAGUGUGUAUCAAGAGAGAACAGAAGAACCCUCAGCUCCAGUCUGUUGGACCAGUGCACUCUGGGUGAGUUCCUGAUGUGUGCAGUGAUGUCCACUCCAUCCCUCACCCCAGCAUCCAGUCUUCUGAAUAAAUAGCUACAUUCAAACGUA
This is a messenger RNA of Tachysurus vachellii, 2070 nucleotides long. It is a transcript of the gene mfsd2aa, whose product is annotated as MFSD2 lysolipid transporter A, lysophospholipid a. Lineage: Eukaryota; Metazoa; Chordata; Actinopteri; Siluriformes; Bagridae. Gene Ontology annotation, cellular component: membrane. Gene Ontology annotation, biological process: carbohydrate transport. The transcript has 14 exons. The coding region runs from base 66 to 1643 and encodes 525 amino acids. Gene Ontology annotation, molecular function: lysophospholipid:sodium symporter activity. The record is from RefSeq and is a predicted model, not a curated record.